AUGAGCACUGACACAGAGAUUGUGGUCUUUGGCCCAACGGCCAUUUGCCUCUGGAAGCCAGAAAGGGAAAGAGUUUUGGCCCAGGCUGCUCUCUUUGAUGACAAAAGAGCUUUCUUUGUGGUUGAGCCCAAAGAAAUGCACCUCAAAAGAGUUCACCAGGGUAAAGAGGGUGGCAAAGCAACUGUCAACUCUUUGUGGGCAAAGACCAUCACUGUAAAGGAGCAUGAUAUACACCCCAUGAACCCUCCAAAGCAUGAUAGAAAUGAGGACAUGGCCAUGAUGACCCACCUCAAUGAGCCCACUAACAUAAGCCUCAUCAACACUAAAAAGAAGCUGGAGGUUGACCUUACUCAGGUCCAAGGUGAAAUGGAAGACACUGUCCAGGAAGCAAGAAAUGCAGAGGAGAAGGCCAAGAAGGAUAUUACUGAUGUGAGUCUACAGACAUUACAUAACUAUAACCUGAAGAAGAAGGAGCAGGACACCAGCUCUCACCUGGAGAGGAUGAAGAAGAACCUGGAGGUGACAGUGAAGGACCUGCAGCACCGUCUGGAUGAGGCUGAGAAUCUGGCCAAGAAGGGCGGAAAGAAGCAACUCCAGAAACUGGAGGCUAGGGUCUGUGAGCUGGAAGGUGAAGUUGACGCUGAACAGAGACAUGGAUGCUAUCACAGGGGUACAGGGGUCUGCAAAUAUGAGGGAAGAGUCAAGGAGCUCACAUACCAGACUGAAGAGAACAAGAAAAAUGUGAACAGGCUCCAGGAUCUGGUUGACAUGCUGAGGAUGCCGACCAAGCCUACAGACAUCAACAGAGAAGAGCAGGCCAACACUCACCUGUCCAGGUUCAGGAAGGUGCAGCAUGAGCUGGAGGAAGCUCAGGAGCGUGCCGACAUCUGA
Molecule: messenger RNA, 891 nt
Organism: Oncorhynchus tshawytscha (Chinook salmon)
Lineage: Eukaryota; Metazoa; Chordata; Actinopteri; Salmoniformes; Salmonidae
Product: myosin heavy chain, fast skeletal muscle-like
Exons: 8
Coding region: 1-891 (296 amino acids)
Biological process (GO): peptidyl-threonine phosphorylation; actomyosin structure organization
Cellular component (GO): cytoskeleton; myosin complex; cytoplasm
Molecular function (GO): protein serine/threonine kinase activity; cytoskeletal motor activity; ATP binding
Source: RefSeq, a predicted model, not a curated record